Prorocentrum cordatum is the source of this 414-nucleotide messenger RNA. Lineage: Eukaryota; Dinophyceae; Prorocentrales; Prorocentraceae. The record is from the annotation of a GenBank genome assembly.
GCGGAUCUAGAGCUGCUCACCAAGAGCAUGGAGGAGGAGAGGGAGAACACCGAGGCCAUCGCCGCAGACCCGAUGGCAGCGCAGAUGGCAGCCACCCAAGCCACGCAGCAGACCACAUGCUCCGCAUUGACGGCGAUACUGAAGGCAUUGCAGGGUCAUGGCAUCCAGCUCGACACGACCGCGGCGGCGGAGAUCAUGCUGGCAAACGCGACGACGGCAGCGGCAUCAUCGGAGGGGGCGACGACAAGCAACAGCGCCGGCAUCCGCCAGAGCACCGCCCAGAAGCGCCCGGCGUCCAAGGGGAAGGGGGCCCUGGGCAAGGAGGCUGCCAAGAUGGGCGGCGAGUGCUGGGAUCGUCGCCGCCCAAGCAAGUGCACGUUGGCAUCGCGCCGGAGAUCGCUCGUGAAGAUGAUG